Spirometra erinaceieuropaei is the source of this 3876-nucleotide messenger RNA. The record is from the annotation of a GenBank genome assembly. NCBI's taxonomy places the organism in Eukaryota, Metazoa, Platyhelminthes, Cestoda, Diphyllobothriidea, Diphyllobothriidae.
AUGAACUUCCAGUCGCGCGUAUCCACAAAUACCGUCCACGAUCUCUUCUUCGCCGCUGCCUUCAACAACUUCAACUUCAUCGUCAACACGGAGAAGACGGUGGUUAUGCAUCAACCGCCAGCCAACGUUACCGACUAUGCGCCUCACAUCAGUGUGAGCGGCGCCCAACUUAAAGCCCCGGAAAACGUCACCUACCUCGUUAGCACCCUUUCUCGCAACACUGAAAUCAACGAUAAAGUAACCCGCCGGAUCCCCAAAGCUAGCCAUUCAUUCGGUCCCCAACCGAGCACUGUUUCGAAUCGUUAUGCUCUCCAAAAUUAUCACUAAACUCAAAGCAGUCAUCCUGCUGACCCUGUCGGUCAUUUGCUAAUUUAUCGCGCAGAGACUGACAAACGGGUGCCCGGACACCCGUAUAUACUCCCCGCAUAUGCCUCUUCUCUCAAUCUAGUCCCGCGCAUUUACUCACCAUAUGGGCCUAUUCGGUCACACUUGUAUCCACGAAUUAACCGCAGUCUCGACAUAUCCCUCUCACCCUGCGCAACUACCGCAUGGGCCUACAGGGUCACACGCGAAUUCACGAAGACCUGCACUAGACAACUGCAGGCCGCACCACACCAUCACACUGUGCCCCAUCAACACCCGUGCUUCACACCAAUAUCAUCCUUUUCAUCCCCCACUUGUCACCUUCCAUGCAAGUGCGAAGCAUGAGGCUCGGCUUUUACCCCUCGCGGAUUCUCAGCUGCAUACGUGAGCCGAGUCUAAGAAUUUUACGAUGCGCAAAUCACCGUGGCAUGGAAGGCUCCCUCUUAACGUGAGAUGCGUGCUGCCCAACCACUGUUGUGUGAAAUAUUGGUGCUCGUGUUUGGGGGACAACGUCGAGUAUGUGCCGCGCAGUCACGGUCAGCAAAUAAGUCACCCACUGUACCUAUUUCCCUCACCUGUCAACUGAACGGCUCGGAUAUUGGCUGGGGUCUGGGAAUGGGAAUAAAGAGUGAAGUCGACGACUCAGCGCAUUUUCCUUAUCACAAACAAUCUGACGCGCUUGACGCUACUACAGAGCACUAAAAGCCGCUGUUUGGAAGUUUGCUAACUGUUGGGAUAACUAAGAACUAGCAAUCGGCCCAAUGUGUAUUUGUAAGAAGAGACGAACGUGCCGGGACUCGAGUGAUGGCGUCCUUUCUCCGCACUGCUGCUUUUUUGGCGAUUCGCGGUAAGAACGGUCUUCUAGUUUCUCCGAAAUACUUUGCCCGCAAAUGCAACCGACCCGGUAAACGACUCUAGAUGUUUCUUCCUGUGGCAGUGGGUCUUUUGUAUUCACCACCUGACGCCCAAUGGUUGCAUCUGGUCUGAGUGCAAAUCCAUCCCUAAACGGCACGAGAAGGUGACUGACGGGCUCGAAGACGUUUUUGAGGUACGGGCUCGCUCGCCAGAAUUUGGGGUCGGUACGAUUUUGUCCCUGGUCUGGUGUGCGCAUACGCCAGUUGGCGAUGUUUUGCGGGUAGCCAUAUUCUUCUAACAGCUGUCGAACACACACCAGCUCCUCAACCAUUAUUUCAAGGGCACCGCAUUUGAGAGCUUAAGGGUUUUCUGACUGACUGGUUCUUCUCUGGGUCCCUCGCGGAUUUUGAAUAUCUGUGUUUCCUAGUAUGUUCAGACGGUGUACUAAUUGCUGGCUCACACAUGCGCCUCGCAAGCGAAUUGAGGUGUGAUGGCACCUGCCUGCUCGCCUGCCCGUGCGUGAACGUCGGACGACAUUCAGACUGUUCUUAGGAGAGACAUUUACAGAGUUAGAAGCAGAUCGAAUUCUACGAAAUUCUUGGAAGGAAGCGUUUAUGUGGUCUUCCUGCCUAAACUAUGACGCAAGGCAACCAUCAAAGCAUGGAAUGUGCUAAUAGGGGCUCCUAUGAAUGAUGCCUACCAAAGAGAUUAAGGCAUUUGUCUGAAGUCGGAAAACAGAAAUCUCACGAACAUCGACGGUUUUCUUAAUUAACUAAAGAUUAACCGAAGGGAAACCGCGCAAUGAAACAUUCGUUGUUUGUUUUUGCAGCGACAUUAUCUUGGCCUCGACAUCUUUAAGUCAUUUUUCAUGUUCAGGCCAUCUAGAAUACUCAGCACGAAGUCAUUCGAGGAUUAACUAACUCCGUACCUUUGACUACUGUCGAUAGAAAAGUCUCUUACUGGAAGAGCUGACUUGCCAUUGCGAACGAAAAAUGAACCAUCAGAUAUUACGCCAACGUACGGAUGAGUAUGCAUUUAGGCGCACUCAUUACUAUCAUUAUUUCCUGAACAUGUUCAUGGCCGCAAACAUCGGUCGUCAACUAGGAGCUCUGAGGUUGGCCUACUAACAGCGGCGCUGGAAUUAUUUAGGGCUCAGUGGGAAUUUGGCAGUUCAUAUUUGCCAUACUACCAAUAUCUCAACUAGAAGACAUUAAUUUAUUAGCCGCGCAAAUAAGACUUACAAGUGAUCAGACUUCUGAUGAAAUAUGAAGAGUGUUUUACACUGUGGUAGCGGAAAAUGUUUCUAUUUGCUUAAAGUUACUUAGCGAAUUGACAUAUUGAUUGGGGCAGAUUUAACAACGACUCAGACAUAUGCAGGUCGUGAAGAAACUGAUAACUUCGGAUAUUGAAUUAUCUUGGACUUUCGUUGUUUUAGAUAGUUCAUGAACAUGUUGUUUCGCUUGAAAUUUAAACUAUGCUGGUAGACAACUCGAAAUCGACUCAUUUUGCUGGUGAAUUGCACAGCAUCACCACAUCCUCUCCUUCUCCUCAAACUGUAGCCGGCGGCAUGACUGAGUCACGAGGACCAGACGUUGGUUCUGAGCAGUGGCUGACAAAGCCAGUCUUGCGUAGAGUUGAAGAAGUUUCAUAAAAUGGAUGGUUUCGACCCUAUCUCAAUGAGAGUGCUACAGAGGUUAUAUGCGGAAGAAGCCAUUGAGCUUGACUGUCAAUCUUCUUAUGGGCCACCUCAUUUACGCACAUUGCUGACUUCAAAUACCGGGUUAGCUACUUAGUUAGCAGACUUAUAAGCCUCAACUUUUAGCAUAUCGUUAUAAUUUCGAAGAGCGUCAGCUGUAUGACAGUGACGCAUGCGCUGAUAUGUCGUUGUUAGGGGUUUCUCAGUUGUUAACUUACUCCGUUGGGACUUUCCCACGUAACAGUCAACUUUUCGGGCCUAUCAACUGGUUGCUAGUUAGACUGGGGGCCGCGCGAUUGACAGAAAUAUACAGCCUGUCUAUGUGUGCUACACACGAUCUGAUCAUUUUGUUUACUGUGACACAUCUGAACAUCGUCGGAAAGAUAUUUGGUCGCAUCCUCCUCAACCGUAUCGACAAAUAUCUGGAACGGAGACUCUUGUUCGGAAGCCAGUGCGUCUUCCACGAUCAUCGCGAUAGCACCGAUAUGAUCUUUAACGUCCGCCAGCAGCAAAGGAAGUGUCUUUAGAUGCGGAUCCACCUCUACUCUCCAUUCAUGGACCUGUCAAAAGCCUUCGACGCAGAAAAAUUCGAAGUAUUGUAAAAAAUCGUGCAGAAGUUCGGCUGUCCUGAACGAUUUACUCAAAUGGUGCGUCAACCCCGUGAUGGCAUGAUGGUGCGCGUCGCAUACAAUAAAGUCGUCCCAGAGGCAUCCGGAGUGACCGACGGUGUGAGCCACGGCUGCGUCUUCACGCCUACCCACUUCACUCUCAUAUGCCCUGUCAUGCUAAUGGAAGCCUACCAUCACGAACGACCCGGAAUCCGCGUCGCUGGCAGGGCAGACGGCCAACUCCCCACUCAGAGGCUCAUGAACUUUCAAAUCGCCCACGAACUCCUCUUCGCCGCUGCCUACGACAACCUCGGCAUUCUCAUCAAUAUGGAGAUGACGGUGGUUAUGCAGUAG